Messenger RNA from Vespa velutina, 618 nucleotides. RefSeq names its product 60S acidic ribosomal protein P2 (gene RpLP2). The record is from RefSeq and is a predicted model, not a curated record. Lineage: Eukaryota; Metazoa; Arthropoda; Insecta; Hymenoptera; Vespidae. The transcript has 4 exons. Gene Ontology annotation, molecular function: structural constituent of ribosome. Gene Ontology annotation, cellular component: cytosolic large ribosomal subunit; ribosome. Gene Ontology annotation, biological process: cytoplasmic translational elongation. Bases 159 to 500 code for a protein of 113 amino acids.
AAUGUUUUACUGAACCGGAAAUAAAUUAUAUAGAGAAUUGCAGUAUGUAUAAAAACCUACUUCCUAUUUCACUUGCCCUGUAAAGGUUUGCUUGUAUCGCAAUUUGUACGUUACUUCAUUUGAGCGUGUUCCACGUUUCGUGUCGUAAGACUUAAAGAAUGCGUUACGUGGCCGCUUAUCUUUUGGCUGUUUUGGGAGGGAAAGGAUCUCCCAGCCAAAAUGAUAUUGAAAAAAUUCUUUCUUCAGUCGGCAUUGAAGCUGAUGGGGAAAAAUUGAAAAAAGUUAUUUCAGAAUUAAAUGGAAAAUCUAUUGACGAUGUUAUAGCGCAAGGUCGCGAGAAACUAUCUGCUUUACCAGUUGGAGGUGCUGCACCAGUGGCUGCCGCUGCUGCUCCAGGUGCAGCUGCUGCACCAGCUGAAGAAAAGAAAGAAGAGAAGAAACCAGCUAAAGAAGAAUCUGAAUCUGAUGACGAUGACAUGGGCUUUGGUCUGUUUGAUUAAACAGAAUAAGAAAUGAAAAAACAGAUUCUCUUCAGCAGGAGACUAAUGAAAUUGUACAAAAUAUCAUUUCUAUCGUGAUCUACUGCUGUAGAAUAAAACCUGUUUUUAAUUUGCUAAA